Molecule: messenger RNA, 522 nt
Organism: Clunio marinus
Lineage: Eukaryota; Metazoa; Arthropoda; Insecta; Diptera; Chironomidae
Source: the annotation of a GenBank genome assembly
AUGCCUCGUGGAAGUAAUCAAGUUGAUAUGAAACCAGAAACAACAAAAAGCAGAAUCUUUGGAAUGGAUUAUGAUGAAUUGGAGAAACAGAUGCUUGACAAAAGAUCUUUAUUAAAAUCAUCAAAGGAAUCUGUAAAAAAUGUUGGGAAAACUGUUAACAAUGACGCUGAACUUACAGGAACUUUGGAGCAGGAAAAUAUUGUUGUAGAAAACUUAGAGCAACGUCCUCGAUCAUAUUUAGAUGCUGAGUAUUUUGAUUCAGCUUCAAGAACCCGUGAUCUUCAAAUCCAACAAAAGAAAUGGUUAGAUGAUCAAAUAAAUGAACGCAAGCUCAUAAAAGACAAUGAAAAAAUUGCUGAUAAGAAAUUACAGCAGUCAACGUCUCGUCAAGAUGACCAAACAAAUUCCCAAAUGAACAAAUUACUUACCGAUAAGCGCGAUGUUGAUCAGCAAAUUCAGGAAUACAACAUGAAAGCAGCAAAUCUUAAGCGUGAAAAGGAAAAGAAGGAAAAGGAGCAAUAA